Angiostrongylus costaricensis is the source of this 264-nucleotide messenger RNA. The record is from the annotation of a GenBank genome assembly. NCBI's taxonomy places the organism in Eukaryota, Metazoa, Nematoda, Chromadorea, Rhabditida, Metastrongylidae.
AUGGGGACAGUCGACUCGAAUUAUUUUGGCUGUGAAGAAGAUGAAGGCGUCACGACAUUAGCCGAGGAAGACUCCCGUGGACGGUUGCCUGUGACUCAUGCCAUUUCCAGGGUUGCGUAUCAUCUCGACUAUUUCUGGAGACAGACGUCUAUUGCUGGCUUUCGAGCUCUCAGCUUUCAGAGCGGUGACGUGAAGGUGUUGAAUGAGUCGAUCUUGUUCCUUGUGGAUGUUAUCAAUAACGACAUUUUCCCAGCAGUCGACUAA